AGCAUGUACCUUCUGUGUUAUUACAAAAAUCACUACAGUGCAGAAUAACAAUAUCGUGUUUUGCCCUAAAACACCGACUGAUUUUGAAUAAAAGUGAAACAAAUCUUUUAAUAAAAUCCAAAGAUAAAGUGUUCAAUGUGAAGCGAUAAAAAAUGCUAACGAAUAAGAUUUUUAUGCGGAAAACUAAACGAGGCAAUAUACUCAAGAUUGUCCGUGAACAUUAUCUCCGCGAUGAUAUUUGGUGUGGUUCAGCGCUUUGUCUAAUGUGUGAACACCGUGCACAUGACAAAGUUUUGGAUGAAGUUCCCGAAUCAGCGAAUCCCAAUUUUCCGUUUCCACACUAUUUGGUGUUGGACACAAAUGUUGUACUCGAUCAAAUCGAUAUCUUUGAAGAGGAAGCUUUGUGCAACAUUAUCAUUUUGCAUACGGUCUUAAAUGAAGUGAAGCAUAAAAGUGCGGCCGUUUUCAAGAAAUUACGAAACGUCAUUUCCGAUCAGACGAGAAAAGUGUACACAUUCGUCAACGAACAUCACAAAGACACUUAUGUUGAACGUCAACCGGGCGAGACGGCCAAUGAUCGAAAUGAUCGUGCGAUUCGUGUGGCAACCGCAUGGUAUGAGUCUCAUUUAAAAAAGAGUUUCGAAAACGAUACCAAGUUGCGAGUAGUUUUGUUGAGUGAUGACAAACAAAAUUUGGAAAAAGCACGUGCCGACGGUAUUCUGUGCAGUACAGUUGGUGACUAUGUACGUGGUUUGGAUAAACAUCCAACAUUACAAGAUAAACUAUCGUUGAAAGGAUUCUCCAGUCAAGAUAAGAAAGAAGCCAUUUUUCCACCGCAUUUAACCGUUACCGAAAUUCACGAUGGAAUCAAAAGUGGUAAAUUGAUUCAAGGCAGUUUUGCAGCGUCACGUGAAAAUUACCUCGAAGGUUUUGUGAAUGUAGAGGGAAUGGAAAAAUCGAUUUUAUUACAAGGUCACGAUGGUCUGAAUCGAGCUGUAGACGGAGACAUUGUGGCAGUCGAACUGUUUGAUGAGAGUUCAUGGAAGGCACCAAGUGAGUUAAUUUUGCAAGAUGAUCAAGACGAUCCGGGCGAUGUACUCGAACAAGUGAAUUUACCGGCCGUCGAAAUACCGACCGAAGACAAACAACCAACUGGAAAAGUGGUCGGUAUUAUUCGUCGAAAAUGGCGUCAAUACUGUGGUAUUUUGCAAAUAAAUCCAAUUCCGGGUUCGACACGUCACCUUUUUGUACCGGCAGAAAAGAAAAUCCCAAAAGUUCGUAUCGAAACACGUCAAUCGGAACAAUUGAAAUCACAACGAAUUAUAAUCGCAAUCGAUCAAUGGCCACGGCAUUCACGGUAUCCACAAGGUCAUUUCGUACGUGCACUUGGACAAUUGGGCGAUAAAGAAACCGAAAAUGAAGUAUUAUUGCUUGAACAUGAUGUACCACACAGUAAAUUUUCAAAAGAAGUGCUCAGUUUUCUACCAACACUACCUUGGACAAUUACAGAAGAAGAUGUGGCCAAACGUGUUGAUUUACGUCAUAUAACUAUAUGCUCUGUGGAUCCACCAGGGUGCACCGAUAUCGAUGAUGCUUUACAUUGUCGCAAAUUACCGAAUGGAAACUUUGAUGUUGGCGUUCAUAUUGCUGAUGUAAGUCAUUUUAUUCGACCGGGAAAUGCGCUCGAUAAAGAAGCUGCCUCAAGAGCGACCACCGUUUAUUUGGUUGAUAAACGUAUUGAUAUGGUACCCGAAUUGCUCAGUUCGAAUUUGUGCUCAUUGCGUGGCGGUGUGGAACGAUUUGCAUUCUCAUGUGUUUGGGAAAUUGACGAGAAUGCCAAUAUUGUGAAUACAAAAUAUCAUAAGAGUAUCAUUAAAUCGAAGAAGGCUAUGACAUACGAAGAGGCACAACUAAUCAUAGAUGAUGAAACACAGCAACAUGAUAUUGCAGAAUCACUUAGAGGUUUGAAUGGAUUGGCAAAGAUCCUCAAGAAGAGACGUACUGAAAAUGGUGCUUUAGUAUUGGCCUCGCCCGAAAUCCGGUUCCAAGUCGAUUCGGAGACGCAAGAUCCAAUCGAAGUUGAAGUAAAGAAAAUGCGCGAAACAAAUUCAAUGGUUGAAGAGUUCAUGUUGUUGGCGAAUAUAAGCGUAGCCGAAAAGAUCGAAAGUGAAUUCCCCGAAUUUGCCAUGCUGCGUCGGCAUCCAGAACCACCACAAACAAACUUUGAGCCACUCAUCAAAGCGGCCAAGCAUCUUGGUUUUGACAUUGACACUUCAUGCGGUAAGAAGUUAGCCGAAUCAUUGGACGCAGCGGUCCGUAAAGAUAAUCCAUAUUUCAAUACAAUGUUACGGAUUUUGGCAACACGUUGCAUGAUGCAGGCUGUUUACUUCAUCAGUGGUACUUUACAAAAAGAUGAAUUCUUCCAUUAUGGUUUGGCUGCACCGAUCUAUACACAUUUCACGUCUCCAAUUCGACGAUAUGCUGAUAUAAUUGUGCAUCGUUUAUUGGCGGCUUGUAUCGGCGCCGACAGCACCUAUUCCGAAUUGUUGGAUAAACGAAAGACUGCACUAUUGUGCAAUAACCUCAACUAUAGAAAUCGUAUGGCACAGUAUGCGGGCAGAGCUUCGGUUAGUUUGAAUACACAUUUAUUCUUCCGCGGUCGUACUCAAGAGGAAAACGGUUAUAUUCUAUUCGUACGGAAAAAUGCGCUACAAAUUUUAAUUCCAAAGUUUGGUUUGGAGGGAACGAUUUAUCUGAGUGGCAAGAAAGGAGUCACACACAAAUCUGGCAUUCAAUUUGUGUUCGAUGAAGAGGAUCACACACAACGGUACAAAGAUUUUGUUUUCCGUGCUUUCGAUCCGGUUGUGAUUCGAUUGAGUUUAGACACCUCGAACGUGCAACGUGAAAAGAUUGUAUUUGAAUUGGUAAAACCAUUCAUUGAAGGCUUUAGCGUCGAACCGAUGGAAGUGGAGGCAAGCGAAGAACAAACGCCGGCCAAACGAAAAGUCGAAGAAAUAAGUGCCACAGCAGACGACAUAGAAACAAAUGAAAGUUCAACAUCCAAAACAAAAACGAAAAAGAAUAAAAAAACCAAGAAAUGAUUAUUCAAAUGUUUGAAUCUUGACAAAAUCGUUAUUGAUUUGUUGUUUUUUUAGCGGUAAGCCAUUGUUCUACCGACUUUCAGUUUCUUUUAUUGAAAUAAAUAAAUUACAAAAUUAAAAUUA
Contarinia nasturtii (swede midge) is the source of this 3224-nucleotide messenger RNA. It is a transcript of the gene Dis3, whose product is annotated as exosome complex exonuclease RRP44. The coding region runs from base 153 to 3101 and encodes 982 amino acids. Gene Ontology annotation, molecular function: endonuclease activity; RNA binding; 3'-5'-RNA exonuclease activity. The record is from RefSeq and is a predicted model, not a curated record. The transcript is spliced from 7 exons. NCBI's taxonomy places the organism in Eukaryota, Metazoa, Arthropoda, Insecta, Diptera, Cecidomyiidae. Gene Ontology annotation, biological process: rRNA catabolic process. Gene Ontology annotation, cellular component: nuclear exosome (RNase complex); cytoplasmic exosome (RNase complex).